GUGUGUGUGUGUGAACCGGUGGGAGAGGAGGAGGACCAGUGAAGAGCAGAGGAGGAGGCAAGUCCAGGAGGCUCGGCGCUAAACGGGACUCCGCGUAAAUAAACAGCGAAGCAGCACAGCACUCCGUGGCGAAGGAGCGGAUGAGACCGAGCCGGACUUGGUGUAUCGCGUCGAAGCGGAAUAAUCAGACUGAAAAAAACCCAGAGGAGGAAGGAGCAGACAUCAACCCAGAGAAGAAGAGGAGAGUGGAUAUUUAGGUUAUUCUGUUGUGGAGGUGCCCUCAGACUGUGUGACUGAGCAGCAGAGGGGCAGGGGCAGAACACUGUGACACACGAUGAGGAUGAUGAUGGAGAUGAGUUUGGAAGCAGCGCUGCUUCUAGUGAUACUGGGACACCUCGCCUCUGCACUGGAGGUCCCACUAGACCUUCUGCCAGGAUUGCCGCAGCCUCCGACAAUAACUCACCAGUCCCCGAAGGACUACAUUGUGGAUCCUCGAGAGAAUAUUAUAAUUCACUGCGAUGCGAAGGGGAAGCCACAUCCAAGCUUCUCCUGGACGAGAAAUGGGACCUACUUGGAUGUGGACCAGGACCCUAGUGUGACCACGAGGCCUCACUCUGGGACACUGGUAGUGGACAUCAGUGGAGCAAGGCCCGAAAAUUAUGAGGGUGUGUUUCAGUGCACAGCGAGGAACAAAUACGGAUCUGCUGUGUCCAACAAUAUCGUUGUCAGACAGUCAAAAUCUCCCUUGUGGUCAAAGGAGAAAAUCAAGCCAUUCGAGGUUCGGGAAGGUGUUUCCCUAGUGUUGCCGUGCCGACCCCCUGCAGGACUUCCACCUCCCAUCAUAUUCUGGAUGGACAAUAACUUCCACAAGCUGCCUCAGAGUCAGAGGGUGUCCCAGUCUCUGAAUGGCGACUUGUACUUCUCCAACAUUCGCCAAGAAGAUUCCAGGAAUGACUACAUCUGCUACGCUCGUUUCACAAACACGCAAACCAUCCAGCAGAAACAGCCCAUCACUGUCAGAGUGGUCAACCUGGAUGCAAUCAAUGACACAAUGGCAGAUUAUUAUAAUGACACUGAGUUGUUAACUGAUGCCCCAGCUGAUGAGAGGCGGCCAUCCUUCCUCAUCCCAUCUGGCCUCUCAAGCUCCAUGACGGUGCUGAGGGGACACGUACUGGAGAUGGAGUGCAUUGCCGAAGGACUGCCCACCCCUGAGAUAUCCUGGACCAAAUUGAGCGGAGACCUCCCCAGCAGGCGCACAUCCUUCCUGCAUUUCAACAAGACCUUGCAGAUUGUGAACGUGUCUGAAUCAGAUGCGGGAGAUUACCGCUGCACAGCCAGGAACCAGCAUGGCUUUGCACACCACACCAUCAGCGUUGCAGUCAAAGCUGCCCCUUAUUGGAUCAGUGGGCCUCCAAAGAAUCUUGUUCUUGCUCCAGGAGAGAAUGGAGUACUGACCUGCAGGGCCAGUGGCACACCGAAACCCUCCGUCAUCUGGUUAAUGAAUGGUGACCUCAUAGAGAAUUCCCCUAAAGAUAUCAGUAGAAACGUGGAGGACGACACAAUCAUCUUCUAUGAUGUUCAGAUCGGAUCUAGUGCUGUGUACCAGUGCAAUAUCUCUAACCCGUACGGUUACCUUCUGUCCAAUGCUUUCGUCAACGUCCUCUCUGAGCCUCCCAGAGUGCUGACUCCAGCCAACAAACUCUACCAGGUCAUCGAGAAUCGUCCGGUCCUGAUGGACUGCUCCUCUUUUGGAUCACCCAUUCCCAAAAUUAAGUGGUUUAAAGACAGCAGAUCCAGCACCCUGGAUGGAGACUCUUACAUCCUGCAUGACAACGGCACUUUGGAGAUUCAAGUAGCUCAGGCCCAGCACAAAGGCAAAUACAUCUGCGUUGCCAGCAACAUGCUUGGAAUCUAUGAGAACCAUGUUUACCUGGAAACAAGAGAGCCUACCCGCAUCAUAAAUCAAUCGGAUGACAUGGUGGUUCAGAGAGGUCGAUCUGUGGUGUUUGAGUGCAAAGUGAAACACGACAAGGACCUCAUGCCCACCAUGACUUGGCUCAAAGACAAUGAGGAGAUGCCUGAAGAUGAGCGAUUCGUUGUAGAGUUUGACAGCCUCUCCAUCACUGAUGUGUCAGAGAGAGAUGCGGGGGUGUACACAUGCAUCGUAAACACUACUCUGGACCAUGAUUCGGCAACUGCUAAGCUAACAGUUGUUGAGUCCACGCCAGCUCCAGCUGUCAUCCACGGGCGACCCGACGCCCCCACAGACCUGGAGCUGACGGACCAGAAAAAGAGAAGCGUUCAGCUCACUUGGAUCCCUGGGGAGGAACAUUACAGCCCUAUUCAGGAAUUUGUAAUCCAGUAUGAAGACUCACUGCUUCACCCAGGUCAUUGGCAUGACCUUGCACGGGUUCCUGGGACCAAGACAACUGCUCAUCUCAAACUUUCACCAUAUGUCCACUACACCUUCAGAGUGUUGGCCCGUAAUGCUGUGGGCCUGAGCAUGCCAAGCAGCCCAUCUCGAAUGUAUAAAACUGAUCCUGCAGCUCCUGACCAGAACCCAAAAGGUGUACGUGGAUCUGGAACUGAACAUAACAAUCUUGUAAUCACCUGGGAGCCUCUUACAGGCCUUCAGUCUAACGGUCAAGGACUUCGUUACAAAGUGAGUUGGAGGCGGAAGAGACCGGGCAGCGACUGGACUACAGUGACCGUGGCCAAUAACUCAAAGUUUAUUGUGUCUGGAACACCCAUCUUUAGUCCAUAUGAGAUAAAAGUUCAGGCUGUAAACGACCACGGAGAGGGACCAGAGCCUGCUGUAGCCCUCGGCUACUCAGGAGAAGAUUUGCCCGUAGCAGCUCCAACAAAUGUUCAGGUUUCAGUACGAAACAGUACUUGGGUAAAGUUACACUGGGAUCCUGUGCCUCUUCAUUCAAUACGAGGGCAUAUCCAGGGAUACAAGGUUUAUUACUGGAGAAAGCACAGCCUUCAUAAACACAACCCUGAUCACACUGAGAAGCGCAUCCUCACCUUUAGUGGGAACCACAGCCACGGCAUGCUGCCUGGUUUACACCCUUUCAGCCAGUAUUUAUUUAAUGUAAGGGUCUUUAAUAAGAAAGGGGAUGGUCCCCCAAGUACAAUGCAGCAGUUUGAGACAAAUGAGGGAGAGCCUGGCCCUCCCGCCUCGCUGUUUGUCACAAACCCCAGUCUAGAUUCUUUAACCCUCGAAUGGAGUCCUCCUCGUGAACAUAAUGGGCACAUCACCGGCUACAACCUCAAAUAUCAGCCAGUCAAUAACUCCAAUGAACUGGGCCCAGAAGAGGAGCUGGCCCUGGCUGCCAAUGAGACCUCAGUCACUUUGCAAAACCUCAAGUACAGCCCACGCUACAAGUUUUAUUUGAAUGCGAGAACAAGCGCUGGAGCGGGCCCAGCCAUUUCUCAGGAAGUUGUCAUCAUGCUGGAUGAAGCCCAGCCUGCGAGUCCUUUCGCAAAUGUUAGCUCCUCAGUUGAAGAAGAUGGGGCCCUGAUCACUUGGGAGUACUGGGGGCCAGAGAAAAAUGUUUAUGUUGAGUACAUUGCAGACAACAGUGAAGGUGAAGAGCAGUGGCAGAAAGAGCUUGUGAACGGCUCUCAGAACGUUAAGCUCAAGGGCCUAAAGGUGGGCCUCUCCUAUAGGGUGCGUGUGGUGGCUAAGGGUCACCAUGAGCAGCCACUCCACUCUGAGGAGCUGUUUGUCACGGUCCCAGCUGUGACGAGCAGACAGGUAGACAUCGCCACUCAGGGAUGGUUCAUUGGCCUCAUGUGCGCCAUCGCCCUGCUCAUCCUGAUCCUUCUCAUUAUCUGCUUCAUUCAGAGGAAUAAAGGAGGGAAAUACCCUGUCAAAGAGAAGGAGGAUGCACACACAGACCCGGAGUUCCAGCCAAUGAAAGACGACGACUGUACUUUUGUGGAAUACAGCUGACAUUAAACCAUCCAAAACCACCAAUAUCAAUCACAGCAUCAAGAGGAAUGCAAGCAAUUGAGCUUAUGCCAAGAUAAAGCACAAGGUGUUUUUUUUCUCUAUGGGUUUGGGACGUCUUGGAGGCUACUCGUGUUGGACUGGUGUGUCUGUUGGACAUCACAUUGUGGUGCCACUUAAGGACCAGGAAUCUUCAGGUUUAAUGGAUUUUGAAUUGUAUUGUUAUAAAGGCUUAGAAUUGACUGGUUUAAAAGGUGAAUAGUAAAAACAGACAUUCACUCUCAUCUCAACUAAUAAGCUAUUCACAAGCAUUGUGCAUACAGUAAGUAUAGUGUUAACUUAACCUAACCUCUGGCAGUUUUUCAGCUAUGCUUGUUAAGAUCCUCCUUCUGGGCUGCUUCUCCAAUAGCAUGCUGAAUAAAAAGACAAAAAAGAAGCACUUUAAAUCUGUACAUCUAACGUUUUUGAAUAUUGUUUUUUUAAAGGUCGAUUUAUAAGAAAGUCUUGAUUUUAUAUUUUGUAUUAUAUUCCUUUUUUGUAUGUAGAUAUAAAUAUGUUCUAUGGCUUUUAUGCAUGGGUACAUAACAUUUUGCUCCAGGGAAUAAUGUGUUGAAUGGAAUUAUUGUUUAAAUAUAGAUAUAAUAGAUAUAUAUUAUAUAGAUGCAUAUGGAUCUGAUGUGGAAUUUAAAGCAUGACUGAAGACUGAGAAAGCUGGUUAUUUGUGCUAUUGACCGAUUGAUGGCCAUUUUUAUUGUUUGGAUAAUUUUUUAAGCCUAAAAUUCUCCACAUUUCUUAUGUUUAUAAAUUCCAUAAAAAGAUCAAAACCAGCAGUACUGGAGGCAAUAUUUAAGUUUAGCCCAAUAUUAUUUAUUGUUUUUGUUCUAUCUUGAUGAAGACGUUUUUAGUUAUCGAAACAACUCAUGACAAUGUUAUUCUACUUCAAAAGGACAGACAUCUUCUUAAACUAGUUGGAAAAAGCUCGUAUAUUAAAUUUUGAGGAUAUAAUGUUUUAUGUGCUCAAUUUAUUUUUGUUAAUAUUAUGAUUAGACACUUAUAUCAGAUUACCUUGACAAUGGGGAUCAUAAUUAGAAAAAAGAGGCAUAUUAUACAGCUUAGGGCUGUAUAAUAUGCAUACAUGAUCAUUUUCACUAGUUUUCCUAUUCAGUUGUGCUUAGGCUUGUAGCUUACAAUGCUUAUAUUAAUCUCCUUAUCUGAAGUUCAGAAAUAAGUAAAAAUAAAAGUGUACAAUCAGGAAACCGAGCAAAAGGCAGCCGAGAACACAGCUGGAAGUUGCCAGUGAGCAAUGCUUCAUAUGGAACCAAACUCAGUCACCAGUCCCAGGAUUGCCACCCGGGAAGAAUGUAGAGAUAGUUAAAAAGUCUUAACUUUAAUGUGAGUUCACACGGCAGAGACUUGUAUGUUGAUUUGCCCAGUUAGGAGAGAGAAGUCAGGUGAAAUGCUGUCAGAUAGCAGUAGCUUAGAGACAUAACACCCUAGCACCCUCCCCAGCAAUUUAAAAAUAAUCCAUUGGAGAGUCAUGAAUGUCUGUAAUUCGAGAGUUAAAUAACUGCAUUCUGGUAGACAAAAUGUUUAGUCCAAUUCGGACCAGUACUGUUACUGUGAUGUGCACUGGUUUAUGUCUACAACUGUGUUGUUUGAAAUAUAGCAGCAGUGAAUAGAAUAUACGGCACGCUGUUCUAGAGCGACAUGGUUCCAAUUACUUUUUAGCAUAAAAGGGCAUUUAUAAUUACUUAUCUGCUUUAAUAAAAACAGGUUGAAAGUGAUUUAUGUUUUAUACUUUCGAGAAUUUUACUAAGAAGUAUGAUAUUCAAGCACUUAAGGUGUUUGGCUUUUUAGUUCCACCAGUACAUAAUGGUUUUGAACUUUUUAUUGUUUAAAAUGCCAACAGUCUACUGUAUUUAUGGAGAAUGAAGAAUAUAACAAUUGAUGCUGACUAAAAGAAAGAUUUAUUAGACAAACCACACCACAAAGUAUACAAAUAACAUAGUGCCUUUGUUAGAGAAUUCUUUCUUUUCAUCCUGUUUUAUUUUAUUCAGCAGGAACCUUACACUAUGUCAAUAAAAGGCAUAACCUAA
This is a messenger RNA of Girardinichthys multiradiatus, 6051 nucleotides long. RefSeq names its product neuronal cell adhesion molecule-like. The record is from RefSeq and is a predicted model, not a curated record. The coding region runs from base 335 to 3958 and encodes 1207 amino acids. NCBI's taxonomy places the organism in Eukaryota, Metazoa, Chordata, Actinopteri, Cyprinodontiformes, Goodeidae. The transcript has 31 exons. Gene Ontology annotation, biological process: brain development; cell-cell adhesion. Gene Ontology annotation, molecular function: cell-cell adhesion mediator activity.